Vigna unguiculata (cowpea) is the source of this 1038-nucleotide messenger RNA. RefSeq lists its product as uncharacterized. Gene Ontology annotation, biological process: plant-type cell wall organization. The record is from RefSeq and is a predicted model, not a curated record. Gene Ontology annotation, molecular function: structural constituent of cell wall. NCBI's taxonomy places the organism in Eukaryota, Viridiplantae, Streptophyta, Magnoliopsida, Fabales, Fabaceae.
UAACAGCACAAGAAAACCAUUUUUGAAGUUCAGAGAAAAUGGGGUCUCUAAUGGCCUCUAUUACUCUCACUCUUGUGUUGGCAUUAGUGUCUCUAAGCUUGCCAUCCCAAACCUCUGCUGAUAACUACCCCUAUCCAUCUCCUCCACCAACCCCUUACUACCACCACUCACCACCACCACAACAAUACUCACCACCCAACCAUCCUUAUCACUACCCUUCACCACCACCACCAGUUUACAAGUACAAGUCUCCACCACCACCAGUUUAUAAGUACAAAUCUCCACCACCACCGGUUUAUAAGUACAAGUCUCCUCCUCCACCAGUUUACAAGUACAAGUCUCCACCACCACCCUACAAGUAUCCUUCUCCACCACCACCACCAUAUAAGUACCCAUCUCCUCCACCUCCAGUCUACAAGUACAAGUCACCUCCACCACCAGUUUACAAGUACAAGUCUCCACCACCACCCUACAAGUAUCCUUCUCCACCACCCCCACCAUACAAGUACCCAUCUCCACCACCACCGGUUUACAAGUACAAGUCACCUCCACCACCGGUUUACAAGUACAAGUCACCACCACCACCCUACAAAUACCCUUCUCCUCCACCUCCUCCAUACAAGUACCCAUCUCCUCCACCACCAGUUUACAAGUACAAAUCUCCUCCUCCUCCUUACAAGUACCCAUCUCCUCCACCACCACCAUACAAGUACCCUUCUCCUCCACCACCACACUAUGUCUAUGCAUCACCACCUCCCCCUCACCACUACUAGGCAUCAUUUACUAUACCAACCCAUGGAUCUGAAGAAUAACGUGUGCAAAUAAAGGGGAUGGAUUGAUGGAAGGAAGAAGCACCGUAGGGUUUAUGCAGUGAAGAGAGGAACGUGUUUUACGAAAGUUGUGUUUAUUUGGUUUCGCUUUGUUUUUUAUUUUGUAUUUUAAAUAUUCAAUGUUUUUAGGCACUGUUCUGAUCUGAUGAUCCACGUGGUCUUGCCCCAGUUAUCAUAUCAUAUAAUAAAUAAAUACCCUCAUUUUUUU